This is a messenger RNA of Nylanderia fulva, 2846 nucleotides long. NCBI's taxonomy places the organism in Eukaryota, Metazoa, Arthropoda, Insecta, Hymenoptera, Formicidae. The record is from RefSeq and is a predicted model, not a curated record.
UGUGGCCUAGCGAUAAUAUAUUUUUCAAUGGAGGAAUCUUCAGUUCAAGACGAAUCAAUUGAAGCAUCGGAGGAGAAAAGCAUCAAAAUUAUUAUAGAAUCUAUUGAAAAUAUCACUAUGAGAGAAGAAACUAGCGUAUCGUUUGUCGUGAUGCACAAAGACGUAGUGCUGGGAGAAAGUAUUCCCCUUUUUAUCGAUCCGGAUUUCAAGGAACCACCACAAGUUUAUGAUGUCAAUUUUGCCGUUGAACUUUCAUUUAUAAUUAACGAUCAUGAUAGCAUGAAUUCAGUUGUAUCGACGCCGAUUUUAAUAAAAGUAAUGUGCGAAACUCAAAAUCAGCGUUCGAUAAAUUCUGUCAAAUCAAACACGGAUUCGAAGAAAAAAGCAACAGUAAGUACUUCGAAAGAGACGUUAACGUCGUCAAAUGUCAUCGGUUUCUGCAGUCUUGAUCUAAUGCCGAUAUUAUUAGGUGAAAAAUUACUCACUGAAAGAUUAAUCGUACAAAUGCCACAUUUAUCGCUCGAUGGCAAUGCGAUUUCGUGGCAAAAUCUUCCUAUAAUAAACGCAACAAUGAUCUGCGACGAUGAAAAGAUAUUUCCUUCGAAAGCAAAAAUUAAUUUCUUGAGUAUUACAAUAGAAAGUAUUUAUAAUCCGCCAGUCUUCUUCAUUGAAGAUGCAGAAUACAAAGCGGGCACGAUAGUAUAUAUUGACAAUGAGAUUCCGGAAAAUGUAAUAUUCGAAGAUGGUAAAUGGACAAAAUAUCGCGAUGUGGAAAGGACGAAACAAUGGCAGAGCUUAUCGAAAUUGCAAAGUCGCGCCAGAUUGUCAAAGUGGAAACUUAGUCGCGAUUAUGCAAAUAUAAAAAAUACACUCGAUGCAAAAUUCGAUUUAGAGAAGAAAGUAUGUCAGGACAAACCAAGGAUCGAGUGGAAUUUUAUGAGUCGUAACGUGAUGUAUGAUGCAGGAAUUGAAACAAUGCAGAAACGUAUUGUCAAGUAUAAAUAUUGGCCGUUUCAAUUUAUGAUGAUCGAAAAAAAUACAGAGAAGGAUAAUAUUAGGUCGAAGGAGACUAAAUGUCAAUUUUAUCAGUGUUACGUUGACUUAUCGGAACUUGUCUUUCCAGGAACGAAAAGUACUCGAGUAAUAGCACAAUUGUACACUCAUAACAUAUCCGAUAUGGCUGAAAAGACUGGUUUAGAAAAAAAUAUCUUAGAACUUUGGAAUAACAGCUUGGAACGAGACUUAAAAAAAUCGAUUCAGUCGGAAUUUUCGCAAAAUGCAACUCCGUUAAUUUCGGAAACCGAUGAGCCCGUUUUCGUCAUAAUCGAAGUCGAGCUUUAUUAUCCAUUUAUUCCUUGUAGACUUGAAACUGAUUUUUCGGACAUAAUCGAGAAAAUGAUGAAACCGAAGAUAAUCAAACAGCCUUAUAUUUAUUCAGACGAUGUGGCGGAGGAACAAUACGCAACUUGUAUUCAAAAAUUAGUGGAGAUCAUUACAGAGAGUUAUAGGGAUGAAUUAACUUGCUUCACGCAAUAUCUAUAUAAAACUGGUACGUACUUGAGUGUACGUAGCACUUUGAAAGAAAAAGUCAUUUCCAUGCUGGAUCAGAAAUUCAAGACGGGCGUACAUAAAGUACACUCGACCGACAGUCAGAACUUUGUGACAUCUAUAUACACGUAUCUCGUCGAACGAAUGCACCUGGCCAUCAACAAGAUCGUCGAAAGUCGUCUCGUGAACAACAAAGUGCCAAAAAUGGUGAUAUUCGAAAAAUUGUACAUUUAUGCCGAAGAAGCUUACGAGUUGGGUCAUACCGACGAUGCGAGGCGACAUCAUCAGACUGCGAUCGCGAUAAAUAGAAGUAAUCCCGAAGCUUGGACAAAAUACGCAAUGUUUCUCUUAAAAAUCAGCGACAUGGAACGUGCAAAGGAAUCCUGCUGCGAAGCAGUUCUCUUGAAUAGACGCGAUAAAAUUGCGUGCGCUCGUAUAUACAGAGAAGAUUUAUUGAUGUACGGAUUAAUUCUCGCCAAAGAGCAACACUAUCGGGAAGCCGAGAUCUUUCUAAAAGCUGUUACCGAUUUUUAUCCACGACUCGUCGAAGGCUGGGUUAUCUUGCAUCUGCUUUAUAUUCGCAUGAAUUAUAGCCCCGGAACACAUCUCACUUUACGAAUAGCAGAAAAAUGCAUAAAGGACGAUGAUGCAGAGAUGGAGAUCUCUGCGGGUGAGGAUCCCCUCGCUUGGACAACUAUUUACUGUCCACAGGACAAUGUUUACAUGAUAACAGCCACGCUUUUAAUGAAAAUGGGACUGUAUUACGAAGAUAUUGGCAAUUACGAGCGCGCGUUAAAAGUUUUCCUCAACGCAUGCCGGACUUCACCGACGGCAGAAACGUGGCUAGGUGCGGGAAUCGCUUUUUACGAGUUGCAGCGAUUUACGGAAGCGGAGGCAGCUUUAUCAGAAGCGAAUCAAAUCGACAAUCGUAACGUGACUGUUUGGAAGUACUUAUGUCUGUUAAAUAUGUCCUUGCAACGUCACGAUGAAUUCGUUCAGUGCCGGACACAGAUCGCUCAGUGUACGCUAUUUAUACUCAGUCUGCUUCAAAUAGUGAUGUUUACUGCGAUGAUAAAUUGCGAUGAAUCAAGAAGCGUUAUACGUCACAAAAUUGGAAAAAAAGAUGAUGUUGAACGGGUCAAAAUAAAAGUUUUCCGUGGCCCUAUGCAAGAAAAAAAUGGUGAUGUUUUCGCUCCCUGGGGAUACUGGAUCCAACAGCCCGGCAGAUAAUUUGAAUUGUUAAUUGUUCUUAUUUUUUCAUGUAACAGCGACAAAAUAUUUCUUUUUUCUUUUAUUCU